Leptomonas pyrrhocoris is the source of this 6449-nucleotide messenger RNA. RefSeq lists its product as hypothetical. Gene Ontology annotation, biological process: SCF-dependent proteasomal ubiquitin-dependent protein catabolic process. The record is from RefSeq and is a predicted model, not a curated record. NCBI's taxonomy places the organism in Eukaryota, Euglenozoa, Kinetoplastea, Trypanosomatida, Trypanosomatidae. Gene Ontology annotation, cellular component: SCF ubiquitin ligase complex. The transcript has a single exon. Bases 2094 to 6449 code for a protein of 1451 amino acids.
AGCGCCGCUUUCUUACCUCAAACUUUCGACGAAGCUGAAACCAAGUAACCGUUUUUGUUCCCCUCCUUCCCUUUUUGUUUUUUUCCUUUCCCCUGCCAAUCGCAGCCGUAUACCCACCACCAUUGCAUUCUAUUACUUUGCGUGUUUCUCCCCCCUCCCCUCUCGGCGUCCGCCGUGUGCGAGUCUCGACACCACAAACAUUGGGUGUCGUGCCACAUCGGCGUUACGAAGGUAUUUUAUCAUCUAUCAUCUAUCUUCUACGGUGUAGUUCUCACCACUGCUUUUGUUCUCAUUGUUCCUUUGCCUGUCAUUUAUAUUUUGUUGUUGUUGUAGCUGUUCGUCGUACACCGCGUUAGUUCUCGUGUCGCACCGAACAGCGCUCCCCGCAUUCGUUUUGUUCCCCUCCCUCCCCUCCUCCCCAAAAAUCGGAAUCGAGAGCGAGGAAGACACAUGCCCGUGGCAUUUCCAUCGACGGAUGACAAAACAGCGCCAAUGGCGGCAAAUCUAAAAGCGGAGUGGAGAGGAAGAGGGAGAGGAGCGCCGCAUGACACCACAUCCAACGCGUCUCGUGCACCUGCGUUGGCUUCCUCUUCGAUGCUCGUCAAGUCACCAUUGGCGCCAAGCGGCCUGAUGUGCAUCAUUUCCUAUCUGGCCUCGAAUUCUGUCGUCGACGGCGCAAGCAGCAGCAGCAACAACACGCAGGAACGAGGUGAAGGAGGAGACGGUCACGUUGGCGGCUCGUCAUCGGUGGGGGAAGCUUUUGUCUCUGCUGAAAGCUUGUUCCUACAGGCAACGCAGGCCCCUUCCGCUGCCGCCAUCAGCAGCACCACGACCACCGCCACCUCCGCCUCCGCCUUGGGCCCUUCCCAAUCAUCCUCCGCGACUGCCGGCAUCAUCACACGCCCGCUCGCGUUGCUGGCCGCGUCUCCGCGCUGCCGUCGAGCGAUGGAGGAGCACCUUGCGGGCGGCUGCCUGCUUUCCCCGAUGGGUUCGCUGAUCUUACAGGUGCGGCGGCGUGAUGCGGUGGCCAGCGGACCCACGCUCUACCGAUUGGCUGCUGCGUCAACUGAGUCUUGAGAGAGAGAAGCACGCACAUGCGCGGCAGUGGCACCAAAAGCACAGCUCAAAGCAACGCGCUUUGCGGUCGGCUGAGGCGCUGGAGGCGGACGAGUGCGCGCAACAGCUCGUCGUCACCUCCACCAAUGUCCCUCUGAGCGUUCUGCCCUUUCAAACCAUCUCAUCCGUGUGCUCACCGGCGCGUUCACCGGUGCAGCGGCGACCGCUCUCCGCACGCGAACACCUGCUCCUGCCACGUCAGUCGCUCGUCUCCCCCACCUCUUCCUCCCUUGCUUCGCUGCCGCACACUCCGCGCCGAUCGCCGAGCCGGAGUUUGACGGCCUUGGCGUCACCUUCACCCCCACCACGUGCAUCUGCGGGUCGGUCGGCGGUCGCGGCGGCAGUGGAGCGCUCCCCCUCGCGCGACAUCGAUGGCCCACCAACACCACAACGGGCGGACACCUCUGCAGGUGGUCUACCCAGCAUUGCAGCAGCAACCUCACCGGUGGUGCAGAGUCGCAGAAUGCCGAUGGGCGCCCUGCUCGGUGCAGCAGCAGCGGCGGCACAAACUUUCCCGCCUCUUUCCCCCUCCUCCCCCCUUCCUACCACCGCCAUUGCCAUUGCUCCUGCUGCUGCAGCUGCGGCGGCACCAGGUUCAUCCAACAUCCGGCCCUUUCGCCGGUUGAGCUUAUCAUCGGGUGUGUUGCCCACUACGAGUGACGCGGCCGCGUACAGGGACGACGUACGAUCUGGUCCGCAGCCCUGGACCUCUACCCCGCCACUGCGGCCCGAUUCCUUCCCCUUCUUAAGUCCUCGCCCGUUGCCGUUGUCCACGGCAGCGGGCGCACCGCCCUCCUCCUACUCCACCCCGCCGCCGCCUCCGCCUUCUUCUGUUUCGUCUUCGUGUUCUGCUCUUCCUGUCCCACCGGCGCUGCAGGCGCUUUGUCGCGCGUGGUGGUGAGCUGCGCCGUGGACCGCUGCCGGUGUCGCUGAGUCUCCUGCGCUACACCGAGGCAGAUGUGCAGGCCCUGUGGAGCAUGCUGAGGGCAGAGGCAAUCACGGCGGGGGAGGGAGAGAACCUCCAGGGAGAGAGGUCGCGCGGGUUCGCUUGCGAAAGGAAAGGAGGGUCUGCGGAGAGGAGUACGGCGCACCCUACCGAUUCGGAUACGCCCGACUCGAAGAGGCCCACGAGGAGGAGAUCUGACCAUGUGGACACGCAUGUCACGCCCACAGCAGCCCCUGCACCUCCGUCGCCGUCCACUACCGCUUCCAAGCACGACCGUUCAAGCGUGUUGCCUCCGGCUGCCGCACUCCCCUCUGUGUUGCCGUCGCCUGUGACGGAGUUGUACGUGCACGGAGGCGCUGCGAGCACCGCCCUCGCCUCUCUCUUGCCCGGGCACCCCGAAGUCCGUGCCGUCCGCCUCACCCACGCUGCCCUCUCCCCAACUCAGCUGCGCGACCUUGCACGGUACUGUCCGGAUGUGACGCGGCUGUCUCUUGCGAUGAACGAUGACCUGCACAGCACGUCCUUCCUGUGCCCGACACCGUCCGAUACGUCGUCUCCGACCAAUACGACGGCGACCAACACAACGACCACUACAAAGAUGUUCUCCACGGCGCAGCAGUCACAGCAUCCAUCGCCACUCCUGCCCCCACCGCCGCUGCCGCCGACCGGCAACACACAUUCCCCUCGCUCGGCGUUUUUUGUAAGCAAGUCAGCCGGGCCUCCGCCGCCUGGUGAAGCGCACGUCAUCCCUGCUCCUCCGCCGUGUGGCAACGGUGCGGCCGCCGACGAACAGCGUGGCGGACUUCUUCGGCCACCACCCCUAUCCCUAUCGCUGCCGCUGCCACCACCACCAGCAGCAGCGACGGUAGCGUCGGCGCGCAGUCCGGAUGUGCCGACCGCACGCAGCAGCGAUAGCUUCACUGUUGACGCAGACGACGAUCAAAAUACGCAGAGCGUGAGGUCGAACCUGGCCGACGGCACGGUGCACAGCCGCAGUACGCAAGCACCACCGCUACAACUACCAGUACAGCAGCGUCAAGUGUUGUUGCCGCUGCGGCGGGCAUCGCAGGACGCCCUGCACAACAGCCAAAUCGACCUGUUCGCUGCGGAGGAAGAAGGCGAGGCCGAAAUGCGGAUGUCGCUGUGGCAGGCGGCGCAGACAGACGUAGCGGAACGCCGGCAGGCCGUCUUCAUUCUUCGGCCCAGCGACGUGGUGCUGGGCGACGCCGGUGAAGAAGGUGACGAUGGUGGCGGAGACAAGGGCACAAAGGACAGCUGCCUCGCCGCCCCAGCGCCGUCGCCGCCGCCACCGUUAUCGUCUUCACGGCCACAGAAUAGUGCGAACACAGUGGGUGGCGGUGUUCUCCCGAACUCAGAUGGCGCGGUCCUUGCUGCUGCUACUGCUGCUGCAGCAGAGAAGGAGGAGAAGGAGGGGGAGACGCAGCCACGCCCGCCUCUUUCCUUCCUCGUAAGCGCGAGCGAUGACGACGCCAGUGCUGUUGCCUCCACCGACACGGCCGCCCCGCUGCCACCGCUGUCCCUCUCCGCCUCUACCCAACACACCGAUCCCCUGCGUCUCCCCGAUGCUGUGAGCCGAUCGGUCGACGCCACCCUCGCCGAGAUGCGGACGUCGCUCGGGAAGCGUUCUGCGAGGACGACCUCCGCUUACAAAGGCGGUGUGCGGAUCGCAACAGCAACGAACGCAUCCCUCCCUGCCGCCACCGCGACCGCAACGGCAACGACGCCCUCCGCCGCUUCGCACGCUCGCCUCCGUCAUCGCCGUUCUUCGUCCCCUCGGAAGGGCUCCUCGACGCACUGGUCAGAGACGUUAAUUGAUUUGGAUCUCUCCUACACGCAGGUUCGGGACGUGUCCGCUGCGCGUGACGUCCCGCAGCUGCAGAUGCUCUCCCGGCUCUCCCUGGAGGGCUGUAUGCAGCUAACGCGGGUGCGUUGGUUGCCGUCCCUGCAGCACCUGCGUGAGCUAAACCUGUCCUUCUCCUCUGUUCAAGGCUCCGCGAUGUACCCACUUGGCUUCUGCGCUCGGCUUGAGUGGCUGAAGCUAGAGGGCUGUUCGUCUUUCACUUGUAUUGAUCAGCUUUGGGUGACCGCGGAGGUGCCGAAGGACGAGUCACCGUCGCUCCAGACGGAUCAGCGGACGCUCGAAUCAACGACAGGGACAACGAGAGCAACAGAACAGCUGUCGUCGGCACACCUCGUGCGUCACCGCAUCGCUGGUGGUAUUCCCGCCAUCACUGUCCUUCCAGCGUCGGCGAGUCGCCUUGCGUCUUUCUCGGUUGCUACCAGUGACAGAGGCGAGGACGAAGCCGGCACUGCACCCGCGGACACUUCACCGUCCACCACCCCAACCGCUUCUAGUGCCGGAGCAGCACGCCCUUCUCCUCCUCCCCCUUCAUCAGGGGUGUCGGACGCCAUCGAUGCUGCCGCUGCUGGUGCUGCCGAGGCCGCCCCUGCCCCUCUUCUCAGCACGUUGCGCGUACUCAUUGCCACGAGCACCGGACUCACCGAUGCGGGGCUGCGCCCUCUCCGACACAUCGAGAGCUUAGAGUGCGUGGUGGUGGAUCGAUGCGCCGCGCUAACAGACAUCAACGUUGCGGCAGAACUUCCUGCCCUGCACACACUGGACGCGAGCCACACCGGUGUCACCACGUCCGGCCUUUCCGCGCUGCGGCACUCCCGCACGUUGCGACUGCUGCGAUUGCAAGGGUGUCUGUCGUUGACUCGCCUGCCGGUUCUGUUUGUGGAGCCCACGUCCGCCCGCACGGGCACGGCGGUCUCCGCUGGAGCGGGUGGUGGUGGCGGUGAUGACGGCAACGGCGGUCGUGCGUCUCGUGUCACGGCACCGCGUCUCAGCGUGAUUGAUGUGUCGCUGUGCAGCAACCUGAGCGCCGGCGGUGUGGAAGGUCUCGUGAUGGACGCCGCUGCGGUGCAGCUGGAGGAGGCGGCAGCAACGGCGGCGACGGAUGGCCAUCGCGGCCAACCCGCCCCGACAAUCGAGGCCAAUUCAGGCGGAAAGCCGGCGCACCGUGACGCGUCGCUUCCCCUUCCUCUUCCGUACGCACUGCCGCAGCUCCGACAUCUUUUCCUGCGUUCGUGCGAUGCCCUGUCGCAGCUGACGGCGCUGCGUGGCUUCACGCGGGUGGUGGAGCUCGACUUGUACCACACGAACAUCGACGCAGCAGCGCUGACGACCGCCACGGCGUGGUGGACUUCGUUGGAGGUGUUGAAUGUGGCCAGCACGAGGGUGUGCACCUUGGCUGCGUGGUGCCCGGCAGAGGACAUGAGAGGGGAGCGGAAAGCUGACGGAGGCGCACUUGGUGGGUGUGCGGAUCCUGUGGAAGGCAACCACCGUCCUGCGACGGGUGCGGAUGCCUCUCCCACCGCACUGCCCGACGCAGACUUUCUUACCACCUCCAAACUGCCGCUGUUUGCGUGUACGUUGCGCGUGCUGACGCUCUCGAACACCGACGUCACCGCCGACGGCCUUCGCGCACUGCAGCACUUUCCGCGGGUGGAGGUGCUGCAGCUAUCGAGCUGCCGUCGCCUGACGUCGCUGUCCUUCCUGUGCCUCCGAGCAGACGCGCCAGAGGUGAGAGAGGGGGGAGGGAGGAUGAAGGAGAGGGUUGCACUGCAAGAGGAACAGCAGCUGCAGCAGCAGCGCACGGCGUUGCGUGAACUCACGGUGACAGAAGCGGUGGAGUUGACGAACGUGACGACAUUUCCGUACCUCGCUGCAUGUCCGCGUCUGCGUGUGCUGUCCUUAUCGGGCUGCACACAGCUUGGCGGCGGCGGCGACGCCCCUUCCGCGUCCGCCACUUCCGCGGCACCUGCACGCCCCCUCACGGAACACCUACCACCUCUGGUCGGCACCAUCACCAGCAACAGCAACUGCAGCGCGAAAGACAGCAGUUUUGCAGUGCUGCAGCGCAUGAGUGGGCUGACGGACUUAAACCUCUCCAAGACCGCCGUCACGCACGAUGACUUACGUGCCGUGCUGAUGCCACCUUCGAUGAGAGCAGUCGAGUCGCUUCAGGCCAAUGCUGCCUCUCCCGCUGAUCGCGCGACGACCCGCUCCCCCUACUCGCCACUGCCGCAUCCUCAACCUGCAUCGACAUCUCUCCAGCGCAUCUGGCUGCGCGGGUGCCGCCACCUAGACGAGGACGGACUGCUAGCUGCCGCUGCUGCUGCUGCAGUUUCUGAGGCGGAGGCGGCGGCAGCGGCGAACGGAAAUGCCACUGGCACGUCGGGUGUGUUUCCGCAGGAGAAGAACACGCAUGUUUUUCUGGCGUCGGUGCGCGAGGUCUUCUUGAGCCAAGGCCGCUUCGGCGCUGCCGUGCUGAGUAGUCUGGUGCCUCGGUGCGUCGAGUGA